AUGGGUAUGGCUGCAGGGGCCCAGUUCCAUGUUUUGGCUGUUGAUGACAGUCUUAUUGAUAGAAUGUUAAUUGAGAGGCUCCUGAAAACCUCUUCCUUCCAUGUUACUACAGUGGACUCUGCCAGUAAGGCUUUAAAAUUUCUUGGUUUGAUGGAAGAUGAAUUAAGGACUCUAGACACUCCUGUUGCUUCAGAAAUUCAUCAGGAUGAGGAAGUAAACCUGAUUAUAACAGAUUACUGUAUGCCAGGAAUGACUGGCUAUGACCUGCUGAGAAAAAUCAAGGAAUCAAAAUCUCUGAAAGACAUACCAGUGGUGAUUAUGUCCUCAGAGAAUGUACCAUCAAGGAUUAACAGAUGCUUGGAAGAGGGAGCUGAAGAAUUCUUUUUGAAACCAGUUCAACAAUCAGAUGUUAAUAAGCUCAAGCCCCAUUUGUUGAAAUCAAGAGUUAAGGAAGAGCAAGCCCAACCCUUCAGUAACAAAAGAAAAGACAUGGAAGAAAGCCACACUCCAAACAAAACCAGAUUAAAAUGUAGCAGUUAA
Molecule: messenger RNA, 540 nt
Organism: Abrus precatorius (Indian licorice)
Lineage: Eukaryota; Viridiplantae; Streptophyta; Magnoliopsida; Fabales; Fabaceae
Product: two-component response regulator ORR9-like
Exons: 5
Coding region: 1-540 (179 amino acids)
Biological process (GO): phosphorelay signal transduction system; cytokinin-activated signaling pathway
Source: RefSeq, a predicted model, not a curated record